Chrysemys picta bellii (western painted turtle) is the source of this 3869-nucleotide messenger RNA. It is a transcript of the gene SFXN5, whose product is annotated as sideroflexin 5. Gene Ontology annotation, cellular component: mitochondrial inner membrane. Gene Ontology annotation, biological process: mitochondrial transmembrane transport; monoatomic ion transport; citrate transport. The record is from RefSeq and is a predicted model, not a curated record. NCBI's taxonomy places the organism in Eukaryota, Metazoa, Chordata, Testudines, Emydidae. Gene Ontology annotation, molecular function: monoatomic ion transmembrane transporter activity; citrate transmembrane transporter activity.
CCCCGCCCGCUAAAACUACAUUUCCCAUCAUGCCUCUUGUCUGGGGGGGAAAAACUCCAUCCCCCAGCAUGCCCCGCGGGGGCUGCGGUUGGCCGCGUCCAAUAGCAGCGGCGGCGAGGCGAGGGGCCGGACCCGGCGGCGGAGGAGGCCGUUUAAAGUGGUGGCGCUUGCGGGGCGUGAGGGGAAUGGCGGAGCCGGCGGAGUAUCCCCCUUUCCAGCUGGGGAAGCCCCGCUUCGAGCAGACUUCGUUUUAUGGCCGAUUCAGGCACUUCUUGGACAUCGUUGACCCCCGCACUCUCUUUGUUACAGAGAGUCGUCUUAAAGAAGCUGUGCAGUUGCUGGAGGAUUAUAAACAUGGGACUUUACCCCCUGGAGUCACUAACAAAGAGCUUUGGGGAGCUCAAAAAAUAAAGCAGGCCAUCAUACAUCCUGAUACCAAUGAGAAGAUCUUCAUGCCUUUCAGAAUGUCAGGUUACAUUCCUUUUGGAACACCCAUCGUUGUUGGUCUUCUCCUACCAAACCAGACGCUGGCGUCCACGGUUUUUUGGCAGUGGUUGAAUCAGAGCCACAACGCAUGUGUCAACUAUGCAAACCGAAAUGCAACUAAGCCUUCUCCAACAUCCAAGUUCAUCCAGGGCUACUUGGGAGCUGUCAUAAGUGCUGUCUCAAUUGCAGUGGGCCUUAAUGUUCUGGUUCAGAGAGCAAACAAGUUUACGCCAGCUACCCGCCUCCUGAUCCAGAGGUUUGUGCCGUUCCCUGCUGUAGCUAGUGCCAAUAUCUGCAAUGUUGUCCUGAUGAGGCACACAGAGCUGGAAGAAGGGAUUGACGUCCUGGACAGUAACGGAAACAUUGUCGGAUCUUCCAGAAUUGCUGCCAAACAUGCACUGAUAGAGACAGCCCUGACUAGAGUGGUCCUGCCAAUGCCUAUACUGGUUCUACCUCCAAUGAUUAUGUCUAUACUGGAAAAAACGUCUCUCCUGCGAUCCCGGCCCCGGAUGGUUCUCCCAGUGCAAGGCAUUGUGUGCCUCGCGGCCUUUGGCCUGGCACUUCCCUUGGCCAUCAGUCUCUUUCCACAGAUGUCGGAGAUUGAGACAUCUCGACUGGAGCCAGAAAUUGCAAUGGCCACUACCGGUAAGGCUGUUGUCUACAAUAAAGGAUUGUAAGUGGAAGAGGAUCCUCUGAGCACAGAAGAUUGGGGGAGGAAAAGGGGAAGCUCACAAUUACUUCUGGGGGGGAAAAACAAACGCUAGAACUCAGAGAUAGUAACAUACCACUCUCAGGAGCUGGGAGUGAAUUAACACUUUCAGAAUACUGACACCUCACAUCAGUCAAAAAGAUUACUAGUAAAAGUUUUAAAUUAGCAACAAGAACAAAAACAAAUGACUUUCAAGCACGUUAGAGAACUAGCUACAAUAUAAUGUCCUGAAUUAGAAACAGCUCUGCAUGGAAAGGAGUUUAAUGAUCUGUUGACAUGGGUAUGCCUAACUCUCCGUGAAAGUAGACUACGCAAGACAAUUUUGUUUUUUUAAUAAGAAUGAAAUCUCAACACUUGGAUGCUGCACAGAAAUAAUUCUGUAGAAAUCGAUUGGUGCAUGAGUUAGAAGCGCUAGACAGGGCAUUUGAUAAGUGUACAGUAUUGAUUAAAUGUCAAUCUUGCGCCAGUAAUCAUGCACAAAAACAAUGUUCCUUGGUUAGGUUUGUGACACUUUGAUUCUAAACAAAUAACACAAUGAAGGUCAUAGCCUGUGUGCCCUCCCUCCCUCUCCAACAAACAACUAGGGUGGUAUCCUGGCAUUCAUUGGUCUUACAAGAUAUUCUGUGUGAUUGGAGCCUAAUGCACUAGCAUAUUUGCAGGUUUUGCCCAGGCUAGCAAGCUAACGAAAAGUCAACCUGCCAAGUUACAGUGCACAGAAUGGGACGAGAUCUGCUAGUAUAAACAGAUCUGUCCUUUAACUUUGCAUAAUGGACCAAAUUCUGUUCUCAUGUACAUUGACAUACCCCUAGAGUAAAUUCACUGGCUUCUGUUAAAUUACACGGCUAUAAAUGAGAGCAGAAUUAGCCUAAUGGUGAAGGGCCAGAUCCUCGGCAGGUGUAAACCAUCAGACUCCAUCUAUUUCAGUGGAACUCUGUUGAUUGACACUGUCAGAGAAUCUGACUUGUCAUAUAGACCACAUUCUAAUCGCUCACACCAGAGUAAUUCCGCUGCAGCCAGUGGCGUUACUGCCGAUUUAGGCUGGUGUUACAGAGCUUAGAAUUUGUCCCAUUGCUGCAUUUCACCAAUGAAUACAAUGAGAAUGAAAGGAUCUUUCUCCAGGUACGAUGGUAAUGGGUACUAUAGAAAUACACAUAUUAUAAUGAUUAAAAUGCCAGGUUGGAUUUGGGGCUUUUGGGGGGUGCAUGGGAAACCAAACUGCCUCUGCUGUAGAAUGUAUACAAAUGGGUUCUUGCAAUGGUUCAUGGGUAGCAGGCCGAUGUCACCAAUGUGUUACUCCAGUUUUAUGCUCGUCUGACUCCUCGCUGGAGUUACACAGUAGUGGAUCAAACCAAAGGGGGCUGAUUCUGCUCCCAUGCUGGUAUAAAUCAGGAGUAACUGCGCGGAAGUCAGUGGAGUUACACCAGUGUCUAAAACCAGCCUAAGUGAGAGGAGAAUCCGUCUCAAAGCAUUGUAGCCAUACUUAGCUUAGUGGGCCAAAUCAUGUUCUCAGUUACGCUGGUGUAAAUCCGGCGUAUUUUCACUUAAGUCUACGGCCCUAUUCUGGAUUUACCCCAGGUGUAACAGACAGCAGAAUUUAACCCAAUAUAGUUCUUCUAAUGCACUAGAUCACAUGACUGUACAUGAGCGAGGCAGCCAGUGUCUGCUGAGCAAUAGCCAAGCAGAAGGAGUUUAGAAGGAGACAGACGGGAAUAAAUGUGCUGUACCAAGGCACAGAAGUACAAGAAAUAGCAAGACUGGACUCUGACGGGUGCAGGAAACGAUGGGGGAAGUGUAUAUUCUGAAGCACGUUCCACCAAUGCACAGAUGGAACGUGGAAAUGUUGGGCUGGUGCGCCUCUUACACAAUUGUUUUACCCCAAAGCGACUCCAUCCUCACCAACGGAGCUGCCCCUUGUGCUCACCUACAUGGGAGGAGAGUCGAGCCCAGGGGCAUUAGAAUGGUGUAUCCUGGGUGCGAGGGAGUCAGGCCUGCAAAGUCCCGUUCUGCCAGUCACAUGCUGCAGGGACACACAGGGCCAGAUCCUCAGCCGGUGUAAAUUGAGAUCAGUGGCAUUAUCUUGAUUUAUACCAUAUGAGGACCAGAAGAACUGAUCCUUCACUGUCUUGUGCCUUGUGUCGGUCACACCUGCACUUGCACUGGGGGUCUGAGCCAGAGACCAUUCAGGUCAAUGCCGUACUUUUCACUGGCUCCAGCAGGCUUUGGACCAGGCCCAAAGCGAGUGCCAGAGCCCUACCUUUUUAGUGCGGUAACAUUGUACAUCCACUUUGCACCGGUAUCUAAAAUGACACAAAGGGCAAUCCAGCACAGAAUCAGGCCCAUUGAUUCCAAGCAGUGUGUAGGUGGGUUAUGUGGCUCACACCAGCAAUGAAACCAAAAAGCCAGGCCUACCACUGCAGCUAGGUAAGAAAUGGAGCACACAAAGAGGUGAAGCAUAAAAAUGCCACUGAGAAACGCACACCGCUUUGGACAAAAACACAGAUCACAGAAUUAGCAAAAGAAAACCAGGACUUUUCAUUGCUGCGCUGGUUGGGUGAAAGAUAAAAGCCAAAUUAAAAUAAACCUGAACCCCACUACUGAUGGAGACACACAUACACGUAUAUAUGUGGUGGAGAAAAACUAGUAUUAAAAAUGUGCCAAAUGUGUAACAGCUAAA